AUAUAUAAAAAGUAUCACCAACAACAAUAUGGAAUCGUGGUGGGCACAUGUCCAUUUCUUGCUAACCAUAAUAAUGAUAAUGGCUUAUGACACAAUUCCCUCUUAACCUUCAUCUUCUUCUUCGUCAUAUGCUUAUUGCAAUAAAAACCCCAAAUUUUCUAUUCAAAACCCUAACCCUAACCCUCACACUCAUCUCUAUACUUCUUCUGGUUAACAUGGAUCAGUGGAAACCGAAGCUCGAAUUGCAUCAACGGCAAGACAAUCAACAUCAUUAUAUUCCCAAUGAUCGAAGAGAGAUGACUGAAGUAGAAGUUAAGGAUACAAACGAAGCUAGAAAAGUUCAGAAGGCCGACCGUGAAAAAUUGAGGAGGGACCGACUAAAUGAGCAGUUUAUCGAGUUGGGAAACGUUCUUGGCCAAUAUGCAGAUCCAGACAGGCCCAAAAAUGACAAGGCCAGUAUCAUCAUCGACACCAUUCAAGUACUAAAGGAUCUGACAGCUGAAGUUAAACGAUUAAAAGCCGAAUGCAGAGCACUAUCUGAAGAAUCAUGCGAGCUUACACAGGAGAAAAACGAACUCAGAGAGGAGAAAUCAUCACUGAAAUCCGAUAUAGAAAACCUUAACGCACAGUAUCAGCAAAGAGUCAGGGUUAUGCCUCCAUGGGGUGCCAUCAAUCCUUCUUCAGUCGUUAUGCCACAAGCGUUUCCAGUCGCUUUACCCAUCCAUACGGGCCCCAUCCCAUUGCACCCGUUUUCUUUUUUCACAAAUCAUAAUCCACCUGGCGCUGUUCCAACAUCCGCUCCGGCUUUCAUGCCGUAUCCGAAUCAGACAAUUCCUGUAUAUGCAAAUGUAGCACCUACCUCAUAUAGUCGUUUUAGGGGUCAUGAUAAUGAAAAACGGGAUGAUUCUAGUGACUUGGUAACAGAAUUAGAGCUUAAAACUCCAGGAUCAAGAUCUGGGCAGGAACCGUCGGGUGGAGAUAAGAAAGGGAAGCAACUGGAAGGGGGUUGUUCAAGCAGUAGACAAACGUCUUCUUCAAAUAGUGUGGUGGACAACAAUGGAGGGGUCUGACAACCCGCCCGUUUUGCCAAGCUUAUAGAACCGGAUCGAGUUCUUUAUAUCAGUCUCCUUGGACCAUUUGGGGAGAUUAUGGAAAGAUCCAUGGAAAGGACUCGUAUGCCUACGGUCUAAGAGUUGGUUUUUACGAUUUGGUGCAGUUUAACUUCCAAAGGUGGAAAAUAGUUACUUGUAUGGUCUCAUUAACCGGUUAGACAUAACUCGUUAGAUAACCAGAGCGCAUCAUAGCUGUAAGUUGUCUUGAUCAGAUUCGGCCAGUGUUGUACAGUAAAUGAUCAAGAUUUUUAGCAUCUCGAAAGGCAUUUUUUAAACCGUUUGGAAUCCUGCAAGAACAUUAAACACCUUAUUCUAUAAUAGAAAAAGGUCCACUCUAGUAGCAAA
This is a messenger RNA of Helianthus annuus (common sunflower), 1457 nucleotides long. RefSeq names its product transcription factor bHLH121-like. The record is from RefSeq and is a predicted model, not a curated record. The coding region runs from base 87 to 1070 and encodes 327 amino acids. The transcript is spliced from 5 exons. Lineage: Eukaryota; Viridiplantae; Streptophyta; Magnoliopsida; Asterales; Asteraceae. Gene Ontology annotation, molecular function: protein dimerization activity; DNA-binding transcription factor activity. Gene Ontology annotation, biological process: intracellular iron ion homeostasis.